AUGUGCUAUUUCACCUCCUUUAAUCUUUAUCUAACCUUUUUUCCACUUUCUUCUCUCACCACUUUUGACCUCCCUUCUCAGCCUCCUUCGUCGGCCUCCAUCGACUGGUUGAUCCAGGUUAAGCAUGGGAAUGGUGGUGAAGGUAAAGGGCUUGAGGAGUUGGCCAAAGCUUUGAAAAAGUUGAUUGGUGAUGCUAUUGAGAAGGCUGAAACUAGCCUUGAAAAGAGGAAAAAGGAGCUUGAAUGCCAUAAAGAUUUCGAGCAUUGUAAAGUGUUGAAGGAGAAAAUUAAGGAAGCUAAAAGUGAUGAAAAAUCCAUGUUACAAUCCGAGUAUAAUAGCCAUUACUCCGAAGUACAUGGGUCUGAGUCUAAAAGACAGAGUGGUGAGAAGGAUCUUGCUGAGCGGCGCAUCUCUCUUGGUAACCUUGCUGGACAGCUUUCGGGUUUUGUCGGCGGUGGAGAGGAAGUCAAAAAUGCAAUUUUGAAGGGUUUGCACAGUAAUGUAAAUCAGCUUGAAAAGCUUUUACAAGCAUCUUGCGGAGAUAAGGGGUGUGAUGGUCAUCGUAGUCAAAUUGAUGGUCUUAAAAAAGAGCUUGAUAAACUUAAAAAUAAUCUUAAAGAGGAACACAAUACUCCUGUAAAUCUUGCUAAAAUCCUUACUGACUGCAAUUUAUAUCCGUCUGAUGGUCCCUUAAAACAGCUUAAUGUGUCAAUUCCUCAAAAAAUUCAGAAGCUUAAUAACAAAAUUGAAAACCUUAAAAAUGAUGUUAAUCAAAGUAAAAAUGCCUCUGAAAUUGACAAACUUAAUAAGGAUCUUCAGUCUCAUAAUGCUUCCAUGAGGUCUCUCAAGACACUGAGUGAGCUUUGUGAUUUUGCUGGGAAAAUUAAUGAAAAUCAUGAUAACACUAAAAAGCUUUUAGAUAACCUCUGCACAGGCCUCGAAAAAUUUCUCGGCUACAGUAGUGGGAAUUACACCGGAGAGGGAAUUGUGUACUCCGACCUCGACAGGCUGUGUGACGGGGUGAUGGCGUUCUUGCACGGGGUGUUGGAGAGUGUUAAGGAGGAUGAAAAUGUUACAACUUAUGAUAAAAAUAAUGAUAUCAAGAAUCUUCCUACUAAAAUCGGUGAGUUUAUGCAUAAUGGUUCUAAUGAUUUUCAGGAUGCCAUCACACAAGUGUCCGAGGCGCUGCGGGCGUGGAGCGGUGAGCUCGAAGAGCGAACCACGAAACUAACUGGCACUUUAGAAUCACUUAGCACAAACAUAGAUUCUAAUAUUAGUAGUGUUGGUGAAUUGCAUGAUUUUGAUGUGGCGGCGAAGCAGUGGAGGACUGCGGUGGUGGGUGCCCUUGAGGGUACGUUGAGAGACGCCAGAUUGGCGAUUGAGAAACUUGAUAAUCCGUUGCAGGCAAAACUGAAGACAGAUUUCGAGAACAUUAAGGUACGGAUUCAUGAUUUUGCAGAUAAUGCGAAACGGGACCAGGAGGAGCUGGUGAAGUUGAAGAGUACUGUGGAGACCGAGCUCGGAAAGCUGAGAGAUGAGAUCAUUAAGGAGGCUAGAGAGAAAUGUCAACACUGUAUUGCUCUGUUAACGACAGCGUUUAGGAGUAAUAUUCAGGAUCCAAUAAUGCAGGUUAUAAGGGGAUUCUAUACGGUGAGGGAUGAUUUGGAAAAGUGGAGCAAGAAGGCCAAGGAAGUUGUAGAGAGGGCGUUACAGAGAUGUACGGAGAUUAUUGAAAAGCUGAAUGGUAGUGGUGCAGGGAGCAAAGGAGAGAGAAAGACCGUUGAGGAUGCGGUGACGGCGCUGCAUGAUAACGCCGAUAAACUUAUGACGGCCGUAGAGUUUGCUAAGGUGAAAUUAGGAUUAGAGGCCGAAGCGACGCAAACGGCCUUAAAAACUCUGGACACGGCAAUUAAAAUGGAUUUGAAUUGUGUGAAGAAUGCCAUUAAUUUGGGGAUUAAGGAGUACGUUGAGAAGCUGGGUAAGGCUUUCAGUGAAGGUGCUGGGGCCGCAACCAUGAGUCCGUUGGAUACGAGUCGUAAGCCCGGUGUUGAAGCCUUCAAGAGUAUGCUAAAAAAUGGUGCACUGUACACAGUGCUGGAUACAAGCAAAGCUGCGAGUGCCCCAAGCCCAGCAUAUGGUCUAGAGUGGGCUCUUCAUGGGAUGAGUACCCACUUAAAUCACUAUCUCAGGAACGGUUCCGAUGUUGUCAGCAAAAUCGUAGAUGAUUUUAUGAAGCCUGUUGACGGCCAGUUGCCUAAAAUUGAUAAUAGCCAGCUAGUGAACAUUGACAACGUCCCGACGUUUUCCCAUUACCAUGGUGGUAAAGGCGAUGGAGGCAAGAAAAGAGCCUUACAUGAUGCCAUCGACCAAAUAAAAAUUGAGGUAAAUAAGAGACUUGAGUCACCUGAAGUUAAAAAUAUAACAAACGAUAAACUUGACGAAGCCCUAAAACUUGUCAACGAAAAUCUCACCAAAUUCACCAAAGCCGUUAAAGAUGUGAUUGACGAUAGAGGUUGGGCACGGGGGUCGUCUUCCCCUGCUCCCGAUAGAGGUGUGAAAAAUCUGUUGCAGGAUUUGCAGAAAAUGGUUGAUGAUUCAGGAAGUGGAAAUACGUACGGCAUAGCAAAACGCCUCGAUGAAAUCAAGACAGCUAUUGGUAUAAUCCUAAACAAGAAGGAUGCUCCAGACCCAAAGAACACUCUGGAAGAAAUAUUCAGGCAAGCGGACAAAUUCCACGACUCAACAAUCCCCGGUGCAGUUAAUGGAUGCGUCUCCGGAAUUAUAUCAUCCCUCCAGAAGAAAGUUGCAGAAAAGAUUGGUAACAUAAAAUAUGAGGCCUUUAAGAGGUACGUUGCAAGUGCGCAGCAACAGUUGAGGGAGGUGCGAAAGGAUAUUGAUGACAGAAGCAGUACGAUCAAGAAUACUAUAGAAGACGACAAAAGAAAGGAUUGA
Messenger RNA from Babesia ovata, 2952 nucleotides. RefSeq lists its product as uncharacterized. Lineage: Eukaryota; Apicomplexa; Aconoidasida; Piroplasmida; Babesiidae. The transcript has a single exon. The coding region runs from base 1 to 2952 and encodes 983 amino acids. The record is from RefSeq and is a predicted model, not a curated record.